CCAACUUGCGCAACAAUACAUUAUGUCCUCUGUCUUGUUGCAUCAGCAAAGAUAAAAUUUGCCUUUGUGAAAACACUUUUCUGCAUGAUUAAAAUUGUGUCCGUGAGAUAAAUGAUGGUUGUCACCACACGGAAGAUCGAACAACAGUGAUUAUUCAGGGUAAUACUUCACGGUAAAAGCAAUAGAUGGAAAACUUGCUAAACUAGCUAGCUAGCUAACGUUAGCUGGUUCAUUUGCUAGCUAACUAGAUAAGGGGCCUUGUGGCUCUGCGACUGGAACUCAUCAUCAUCAUCAUCUAAAUCAAACGGUAUCACCCGCACGCUCACCUUUUAAUGUUAUCAGCAAGAUGAGGAUGUUUUCAGUCUCUCACAAGACAGUGUUUGUGGUUGAUCACUGUCCAUACAUGACUGAAUCGAGCAGGCAGCAAAUUGAGUGCGACAUGCUCACCAAGAGCCGAGCUCAGGGUGUGAUCCCUCUAGCUCCUGUGUCUAAAUCUCUCUGGACCUGUGCUGUGGAGUGCUCAAUGGAGUAUUGCCGCAUUCUCUAUGACAUCUACCCGACUAGGAAACUCGUUAACUACAUUGUUAGUGAUUCAGAAUUCCACAUAUUGAAUAGUUGGAGACAGGAGGACCAGAGUGUUCAAGAGCUGAUGACAGCCCUGGCAGCUGUCGGACCUCCCAACCCACGGGAAGAUCCAGAAUGUUGUAGCAUCUUGCAUGGACUGGUGGCAGCGGUGGAGUCACUUUGUAAGAUUACAGAGUACCAGCACGAGGCACGGACUGCGCUUGUGGACUUGGCCGACAGAGUGGCCAAUCGGGGCCGCAUCAUCUGCCUCACUAAUGCAAAAAGUGACACACACGUGCGGAUGCUGGAGGACUGUGUGCUUGAAACUAUUCAGGAACAAAACAAGCUGGCUGCUGGAUCUGACAGACUUAUGCCCAUACAGCAGUGUGAGUUGGUACUGGUCCAUAUAUAUCCACAAGGCGAUGAUACCCUAGUAUCAGACAGGCCAAAGAAAGAGAUCUCAUCCGUGCUGAGCAGUGAGGUACACAGUGUGCGUGCUGGGAGGCACCUCGCCUCCAAACUGAAUGUGUUGGUGCAGCAGCACUUUGACCUGGCCUCCACCACCAUCACCAACAUCCCCAUGAAGGAGGAGCAGCAUGCCAACACCUCUGCUAACUAUGACGUUGAGCUUCUGCACCAUCGAGAUGCUCAUAUGGAGUUCAUCAAGAGUGGUGAUCUACACAUGGCAGGGAGCACCAGCAGGGACAGUGGACUAAAAGAGACUGUUACUCUGAAAUGGUGCACACCUCGCACCAACAGUGUAGAGUUGCAUUACUGCACAGGAGCAUAUCGGAUCUCUCCUGUGGAGGUCAACAGCAGACCCUCUUCAUGUCUCACUAACUUUCUGCUGAAUGGUCGCUCGGUGCUCCUAGAGCAGCCCCGCAAGUCUGGGUCAAAGGUAAUCAGUCACAUGCUGAGUUGCCAUGGUGGGGAAAUUUUUCUGCACAUGCUCAAUAGCACCCGCUCCACACUGGAGGAUCCACCGUCUAUCAGUGAGGGCUGUGGAGGUCGUGUAACUGACUACCGCAUCACAGACUUUGGGGAGUUCAUGAGGGAGAAUCGACUCACUCCGUUCGCAGACAUGUCAUUGGACGCUGCUGGGAGACCCCCAAUUGAACGAGCCAAAGCACAGCUGGAGCGCCACACCCGUUACUGGCCAAUGAUAAUUUCCCAAACCACCAUUUUCAACAUGCAGGCUGUGGUGCCAUUAGCAAACCUGAUAGUGAAGGAUACUAUGACAGAGGAUGAUGUUUUGACAUGCCAGAAGACAGUAUACAACCUAGUGGAUAUGGAAAGGAAGAAUGAUCCUUUACCAAUCUCUACUGUUGGCUCCCGGGGGAAAGGGCCCAAACGAGAUGAGCAGUACCGGAUUAUGUGGAAUGAGUUAGAGACACUCGUAAAAACUCAUGUUGGAACCAGUGAGAGACACCAGCAAGUUCUGGAGUGCAUCAUUGCCUGCCGCAGCAAACCCCCUGAAGAAGAAGAGAGGAAAAAACGAGGAAGAAAAAGGGAGGAUAAAGAGGAUAAAACAGAGAAGAAUGGUAAAGAGUUGGAGGAGAAAAUGUGGACUCAAGACUCAGACAGACUGAAGGGAGCAAUGGAGCGAGAGAAAGAGGAUCAGAGUGAGUCUGAGGUUAUCAAGGAUUCUCCUGACUCUCCAGAGCCAUUUAAUAAGAAACCCCGGCUUGCCACAGAAGAAAUACAGCCUCUGGAAAAAUCAAAAGGUCCUGUCUCUUUAUUUAGUCUUUGGACCAAUAGAAUCACCCAAGCCAAUUCCAGAAAGCACCAGGAGUUUGCUGGAAGGAUUAACUCUGUCAACAACAAGGCAGAACUGUACCAGCACCUGAAAGAUGAGAAUGGACUGGACGUACAUGAGAAUGGGAAAGCUACCAGAUGAUGCCAUGUACAGAUCAUGCCCCAAGCUUUUCUGGGAUCAUUAGCUUGCUUAAGAAGAUAUACUGUCACAUUUCAGUGAAUUUUGCCAAGACAGUGUUUUUGUGGCAGAUGAACUCACUGUGGAUGAGAUGUUUUUUACUCAUUAGUUUGUAUAAAGAAGCUAAAAAACAAUAAAGGCCAACAGAGUUGA
Electrophorus electricus (electric eel) is the source of this 2650-nucleotide messenger RNA. It is a transcript of the gene ints13, whose product is annotated as integrator complex subunit 13. The record is from RefSeq and is a predicted model, not a curated record. Gene Ontology annotation, biological process: regulation of mitotic cell cycle; centrosome localization. Lineage: Eukaryota; Metazoa; Chordata; Actinopteri; Gymnotiformes; Gymnotidae. Gene Ontology annotation, cellular component: integrator complex.